Messenger RNA from Colossoma macropomum (tambaqui), 912 nucleotides. RefSeq names its product trace amine-associated receptor 13c-like. Gene Ontology annotation, molecular function: trace-amine receptor activity. The coding region runs from base 1 to 912 and encodes 303 amino acids. Gene Ontology annotation, cellular component: membrane. NCBI's taxonomy places the organism in Eukaryota, Metazoa, Chordata, Actinopteri, Characiformes, Serrasalmidae. The transcript is spliced from 2 exons. The record is from RefSeq and is a predicted model, not a curated record. Gene Ontology annotation, biological process: G protein-coupled receptor signaling pathway.
AUGGACAACACAGACUACAGGCAGAACAUCACAGUUCAAUACUGCUUUCCUGACAACAACUCAUCUUGCAGGAAGGAGCUCCACACUCCAACCAACCUGCUCAUCCUCUCUCUGGCUGUGGCGGAUCUUCUCGUGGGUCUGUUUGUUAUGCCUGUGAAAAUACUGGAACUUGUUGACUCCUGUUGGCAUCUUGGAAAAAUAGCAUGCUCUGUUUCUCCAAUAAUCAAUGGUCUCUCAGUGUUAGCAUCACUCUGUAGCUUAAUAUUUAUUGCAGUUGACCGGUACAUUGCUAUCAGCGACCCUCUGCUUUAUUCCACAAGAAUCACAGCUUCCAAAAUGUCUAUGGUCAUAAUUCUGGGCUGGUCUUUCUGUUUGUUGUAUAUGAUCAUCUAUGUGUACUUUAAUGACCAUCUUCUACAAUCUCAGAUGUCCACUAGAUGUGAUGGAGAGUGUGUAAUGCUUGUAAAAUAUUCCUGGGUGGUAAUUGACCUGGUCAUUUUUUUUCUAGCUCCUUGCUCUGUAAUACUGGUCUUGUAUUCAAUCAUAUUUAAAGUGGCAAGACGUCAAGCUAAAGCUGUUAGAGCUGUGACUAAUGGCACCUCCUUUAAACGUGGAGCAAAAAGUUUACUCUCUGCUGAAACCAAAGCAGCAAAAACAUUGGGAAUUGUAAUUUUUGUUUAUCUUGCUUGUUGGAUACCAUUUUAUUUAAGUUCUCUGACAGUUGAAAAGGUCACAUCUUUUUCAAUAGUGUGGACUGUGUUUGGCUGGCUUUUAUACAUGAACUCCUCUGUGAAUCCACUAAUAUAUGCAAUAUUCUAUCCGUGGUUUAGAACAUCAGCCAAAUGUAUUGUAUCUUGUAGAAUUUUUGAAUCCUCAUCUUCAAAGUUUGAUUUGUUUCUAAAACGUUGUUAG